AUGGCAUCAGACGGCCAUGUUUACGCCCCCGACUCGCCCGCCCUCCACCAGGACCACAAGCCCUCGUCGGGCCUGAUCUCCUUCCUGCACCGCCGUCGAGCCUCGAGCGGGAGGUUUCUGCCCUCGUCGCCCCUCCCGAGCCUGCAGGACGGCGCCAUGGCCGUCGGCCACUUUGCUAAGAACAAUCCGGGCGCCCUCGGCGAGCUCCAGCACAACCGCCAGGAGUCGGCCCCGAGGUCGCCUCCGAAAUCGCUGCGUCACAGCCGCGAAGCUGCCACGACAACCUACACAUGGGGCAACGUCUCCCUCAAGCCCGUCGCCGACAGGAACUCGCCCACCACGUCGCCCUCGAAGCCGAAGAAGAAAAAGUCGGGCACCAACCUCGUCGGCCUGCUCUCGCGCCCCAAGUCGCUCAAGAACCUCUACAAGCUCUCCACCGACGACGAGCUCCGGGCGUCGAGAGACAAAGAAAACAGGCAGCCCGACGAGCCCGUCAGCGCACCGGCCGCCCCGCCCCCCAUCUUUGCCCAGUACACGUGCGACCCGGAAGCUCGCCGGCAGAGAGAGCGGUGCUCGGUCGACAGCGCGAACCCGCCCCCCGCCAAGGACAGGCCCAAGUCGCUGCACGCCGCCAGGGUAUACUCGGACCCCAAGGCUGCCGCCGGCUCCCGCAAGGCCUCGAGCACGGAGAAGCCCAUGGGCCGCAUGCAGAGGGGCCGUGUCUUCGAUGCCUUCAGCGCCCUUACCCACGCCGGCCGGUCCAAGUCUGCCGCGUCGAGCCCGACGGUGGAAUACCCCGAGCACAUCCUCCGUCCGCACGACAUCGAGCAGCAACUCGAAGACCUGCUGGACCGCCGAAACAUACCCGAGAACCAGCGCUACAAGAUGCGGAACCUCAACGACACCAUCAAGAUGGAGUUUAUCCGCCAGGACUGGGCCGAGAUGCAGGCGGCUCGGAUGGACCGAUCCGUCACGGCCGAGAGCAGCCGCAGCCCCGAACACGUCGCCUCCACGACGCCCGCCGGCUCCGACUGUGACGACGAUAAGCCCAAGCGGACCCGAGGUCGCAGCUUCACCUUUUCGCGCGGCAAGAAGGAAUCCAGGUCGCCCUCCAAGAAGCCCAAGGGGGAGGGCUCCGUGGGCCGCCACCUCAGGAGCAAGUCCAUUGACAGCGUGGCCCCCGAGCGGCCCUCGUCGUCGGGCCACUCGACCGGCUCCACCCUGCUGUCCAAGAUCAAGCUCCAGCAAGGCCCCGGCGACUAUGUCGCGUACCUCCGCAAGGUGCAGAAGCCCGAGCUCGUCGAGGUGGGCAAGCUGCACAAGCUGCGCCUGCUGCUCCGCAACGAGACGGUCACCUGGAUCGAGGACUUUAUCCAGCAGGGCGGCAUGAAGGAGAUUGUCGGGCUGCUGAACCGCAUCAUGGAAGUUGAGUGGAGGGAGGAACACGAAGAUGCCCUGCUCCACGAGAAUCUGCUGUGCCUCAAGGCGCUCUCCACCACGGCCCGCGCCAUGGAAUACCUCCACUCGGUCCAGGCGGACCUCUUCCGCAGGCUGCUGCACCUGCUCUUCGACCCCGACAAGAAGGGCCCGAGCGAGUUUACCACGCGAAACAUCAUCACGUCGGUGCUGCUCACCUACAUCGAGUCGGCCGCGCCGGCAGACCGCGUGGCCCGGGCAAAGAUUGUCCUGGCCCAUCUCCGUGACCAGGAGCCCAAAGAAGAAGAGCGUCCGCUGCCCUUUGUCCUCGAGAUGAGACAGCAGCGUCCGUACCGCGUUUGGUGCAAGGAGGUCGUCAGUGUGACUAAGGAGGUUUUCUGGAUCUUCCUCCACAACCUCAACGUCGUGGCUCUCCCGUCCGACAAGGAUGCCAAGACGGCCGCAGCCGGUGCCACAUCCGACGACGUGGCGUCCCAGGCUCCCUACGCCUACAUGCUCCGGCAUUUCCCGCCCGAGCGGCCGCCGGUGCCCGCUGCCCCCUAUGUCGGCGGCGUGGAGUGGGACGCGACCAACUACUUGGCGUCUCACCUCGAUGUCAUGAACGCCAUCCUUGCAUGCACGCCGACGCCCGACGAGCGCAACGCCCUGCGGUCCGAGUUCCGCAUCUCGGGCUGGGAGCGCUGUCUCGGGGGCAGCCUACGCCUCUGCAAGGAGAAGUUUUACGGCUCCGUGCACACGGCGCUGCGGACGUGGGUCGCCGCUGCCGCCGAGGACGGGUGGGAUGUCAGGGAUGUCCGGUUCGGCCCGUCGCCCGAGACGCGCAAGUCGCCCUGCAAGGCCGGCGGCGGUGGCGAUGCCAAGGUCAAGAUGGACGAAGCCCCCAAGCUCGACAUGCCCAAGCUCGACUUUGAGCCGGGCCGGCCACGAGUGGCCGACGACGCCUGGCUGUGA
Molecule: messenger RNA, 2388 nt
Organism: Hirsutella rhossiliensis
Lineage: Eukaryota; Fungi; Ascomycota; Sordariomycetes; Hypocreales; Ophiocordycipitaceae
Product: diaphanous GTPase-binding domain-containing protein
Exons: 2
Coding region: 1-2388 (795 amino acids)
Biological process (GO): actin cytoskeleton organization
Molecular function (GO): actin binding; small GTPase binding
Source: RefSeq, a predicted model, not a curated record